Syngnathus acus (greater pipefish) is the source of this 1548-nucleotide messenger RNA. It is a transcript of the gene slc25a3a, whose product is annotated as solute carrier family 25 member 3a. Gene Ontology annotation, cellular component: mitochondrial inner membrane. The coding region runs from base 182 to 1246 and encodes 354 amino acids. Gene Ontology annotation, biological process: mitochondrial phosphate ion transmembrane transport. The record is from RefSeq and is a predicted model, not a curated record. Lineage: Eukaryota; Metazoa; Chordata; Actinopteri; Syngnathiformes; Syngnathidae. The transcript has 8 exons. Gene Ontology annotation, molecular function: phosphate transmembrane transporter activity.
CCAAACUGCAGCGUAGAGAAAGUCGAUAACCCUCCCACAGGACGAACUGUGACGUCACGAAAGGACAAAGCCCUACCGGAGGUCGUUCUCUCUCUCUUGGAGCCGCCGGUUUGCAGCUGAGCGGAGACGCCAUCUUAAGACGCACAUCAACGCAGCUCCGCGGAUAGGCAGGACCACCAGCAUGUAUCCCUCGACUUUGACGCAGCUGGCCCGGGCCAAUCCAUUCAGCGCCCCCCUGUUCGCGCUCCAGAAAGUGGAGGAACCACAGCAGAGUGCACAGAGGACACGCCGACUGGCGGCAGCCGCUACGGCAGACGAGGGAGACAGUUGUGAAUUUGGCUCUCAGAAGUAUUUCGUCCUGUGUGGCUUUGGUGGGAUUCUGAGCUGUGGCACUACACACACAGCAGUCGUUCCCCUCGAUCUGGUCAAAUGCCGAAUGCAGGUGAACCCCGACAAGUACAAGAGCAUCGGCAAUGGCUUUUCCGUCACUGUGAGGGAGGACGGUGUUCGAGGCUUGGCCAAGGGCUGGGCGCCAACCUUCAUCGGCUACUCCAUGCAGGGCCUCUGCAAGUUUGGCUUCUAUGAAGUGUUCAAGAUCUUUUACAGUGACCUGCUUGGAGAGGAGAACACCUACAUGUGGAGAACAUCUCUGUACCUCGCUGCCUCAGCCAGCGCCGAGUUCUUCGCUGACAUCGCUCUGGCUCCUAUGGAGGCUGUCAAAGUGCGCAUCCAGACCCAGCCGGGUUACGCCAACACCCUCCGGGAGUGCGUUCCCAAGAUGUACGCCGAGGAGGGUCUCUGGGCUUUCUACAAGGGGGUGGUACCGUUGUGGAUGAGGCAGAUUCCGUACACCAUGAUGAAAUUUGCCUGCUUUGAGCGCACCGUGGAACUGCUCUACAAGCACGUCGUCCCCAAGCCCCGCAGCGAGUGCAGCAAAUCCGAGCAGCUGGUGGUCACUUUUGUGGCCGGUUACAUCGCUGGUGUGUUUUGCGCCAUCGUGUCCCACCCUGCUGAUUCUGUGGUGUCUGUGCUGAACAAGGAGAAGGGAAGCACUGCUGUCCAGGUCCUCAAGAAGCUUGGUCCCAAAGGUGUGUGGAAGGGUUUGGUUGCCCGUAUCAUCAUGAUCGGUACUUUGACAGCGCUGCAGUGGUUCAUCUACGAUUCAGUCAAGGUCUACUUCCGUCUGCCCCGACCCCCUCCCCCUGAGAUGCCCGAGUCCCUCAAGAAGAAGCUCGGCAUAGAGUAAUAGCACCACGGCCACUUCCAUUAUGAGAUGGCAAUCAACAGAUGACAACUAAUUUCUCAACUUGCAGUCGGUGUGCACAGCAGUUUUAUAUAUUUAUGCCCUCAGUCCAGCUGUUUCAAUGAAUGGGGCUUAACUAUCCUGUAUAUUUAACAUACAAAAUUAUGUAAUAAAAAGAACCUGUUGUCGUCGAUCUUUGGUCACCAAAAAAAAUGGGAAAAGAAUAUUUCUUUGCUGUGCAGCACUUGUCAUUUUAUUUCGCUCCUGUGAUUUGAGAAUGGAAAUUAAACGCACUUCCUGGGGAA